CCUUCUCUUUCCUUUCUCUUGUUUUGUUAUUCUAUAGGAAAAUAGAUUAUUUUAUUUACAGAGGUCUUUUCUAUUUUAUUUUAUUGUUUGCAUUCAAGAAGGAAAAUAGACAAAACCCUUCUCCUUUUUUCGACCCUCUCGAUAUAAUAAACAAAUUGACACAGGGGCACAACAACAAAAAACCCACCUCCAUUUUUCUUUUCUUUCUUUUUUAGAAUGGCUGAGGUUAAUCCGUUUUCGUUAUCGGGGACGCAGUACUCGCAGCACUGGCCUUCUCUUGUGAGUCCCGACUACUGGCUCAACAAGGGUUUCAUCCUAGCAACCGGGCAAUCCAAAGCGGCAUGGCGCUGGGCACCAGGAACAACAUUCCUCUCCACUCAACGCGCAGUCCUCACAGGCGUCGUCCUCUACCUUACAAUGGUGUUUGGUGGACAAAUGAUCAUGAAGAAGGUUGCCAAGCCGAUUAGAAUGAAGCGAGUUACUCAGCUUCAUAACCUAACUCUGACUUUGAUUUCGGGAUUCCUCUUGUUGGCGUUCUUGGAGCAAUGCCUGCCUGUGUGGCGCGACAAGGGAUUCUUUUUCACUAUUUGCGGUGCUGAGUCGUGGACGCAGCCGAUGGAGGUGAUUUAUUACCUGAAUUAUCUGACAAAGUGGCUUGAGUUUGUUGAUACGAUCUUGCUGGUGCUGAAGAAGAAGAGGCUCGAGUUCUUGCAUUACUAUCAUCAUUCGCUGACGAUGGUUCUGUGCUUUGAGGAGCUUUUGGGCCGUGUUUCAGUUGCUUGGAUUAUCUGCUCAAUCAAUCUGUUUGUUCACGUCAUCAUGUACUACUACUACUUCCUUGCUUCUUGCGGCAAGAAGGUGUGGUGGAAGGAGAUUGUGACGACUCUGCAGAUUGUGCAGUUCGUAGUGGACCUCGGGUUGUGCUAUUUCUGUCUGUACACGCAUAUUACGUUCCAUGCGGUAGUGUCAUUGCCCAGUAUCGGAGCUGAUUGUCGCGGUACUCGUCUGGCAGCAUACUACGGAUGUGUCCUGCUUUCAUCGUACUUGCUGCUGUUUGUCCAGUUUUUCAUCAAGACGUACAUUAAGGAAGAGAAGGGUGGUUAUUUGGGAUUCCGCUCUAUGAACUAUGAUGGUUUGAAGACAAAAAAGCCAGUCGAGCAAAAAGUUGAAAAGACUGAAUAAGUCUUCUCCCUCUCUCUCUCUCUCUCUCUCUCU
This is a messenger RNA of Kickxella alabastrina, 1215 nucleotides long. Its product is annotated as GNS1/SUR4 family-domain-containing protein. Gene Ontology annotation, molecular function: fatty acid elongase activity. Gene Ontology annotation, biological process: sphingolipid biosynthetic process; fatty acid elongation, polyunsaturated fatty acid; fatty acid elongation, saturated fatty acid. Gene Ontology annotation, cellular component: endoplasmic reticulum membrane. The record is from RefSeq and is a predicted model, not a curated record. NCBI's taxonomy places the organism in Eukaryota, Fungi, Kickxellomycota, Kickxellomycetes, Kickxellales, Kickxellaceae. The transcript has 2 exons. Bases 217 to 1182 code for a protein of 321 amino acids.